Messenger RNA from Nicotiana tabacum (common tobacco), 837 nucleotides. The record is from RefSeq and is a predicted model, not a curated record. NCBI's taxonomy places the organism in Eukaryota, Viridiplantae, Streptophyta, Magnoliopsida, Solanales, Solanaceae.
AUGCUCUCAAAGCUACCCUCAAGCAUUCGUCCUAAUCUGAACCUCCAGUUCCGGCGUGCCCUUGAACCUCAUGGAGACAUGCGACGUGCCCGUCAAUUGUUCGAUGAAAUGCCCAAACCAGAUAUACGAUCGUGGACGCUCUUGAUCACCGCAUACACGAAGAGGGGUUGUCCAGAAGAAGCAUUGAAAGUCUACAACGAAUUGCGGCAGAGGAAAGUUCUUCCUGAUCAGUUAGCACUGUUAUCAGCAACCAAGACUUGUGCUACUUUGGGCAACCUUAUAAAGGCAAAAGGGAUUCAUCAAGAUGUAAUUAAAUAUGGAUAUCACUCCGAUUUGCUCCUUGGAAAUGCAUUGAUUGACAUGUAUGGCAAGUGUAAAUACAUUCGAGGUGCAAAAGAGGUUUUUGAUAAUUUAAGUGCUAAAGAUGUAAUCUCUUGGACGUCGAUGAGUUCGUGCUAUGUUAACUGUAAACUUCCAAGAGAGGCGCUAAGGAUAUUCCGUGAAAUGGGGUUAAAUAGGGUGAGGCCAAAUCCUGUUACAUUGUCUUCUAUACUUCCUGCCUGCUCGGAUUUGAAAAGUUUGAAUUUGGGUAGAGAGAUUCAUGGUUAUAUUAUUAGGAAUGGGAUACACGAUAAUGUGUAUGUUAGCAGUGCUCUUGUGGACAUGUAUGCUAGUUGUUCAAGUAUCAAACAAGCAGAGUCAGUAUUUGAUAGUACGCAUCAGUUUGACUAUGUUUUAUGCAAUGUCAUUAUGUCAGCAUAUUUUUCAAAUGGGAAAUGUGACAAAGCACUUCAUGUCUUUGAUCAAUUGAGAAAAAGAGGAACUAAACUGNGUUGA